Molecule: messenger RNA, 780 nt
Organism: Otolemur garnettii (small-eared galago)
Lineage: Eukaryota; Metazoa; Chordata; Mammalia; Primates; Galagidae
Gene: FCER1A
Product: Fc fragment of IgE receptor Ia
Exons: 5
Coding region: 1-780 (259 amino acids)
Biological process (GO): cell surface receptor signaling pathway
Molecular function (GO): transmembrane signaling receptor activity
Source: RefSeq, a predicted model, not a curated record
AUGUUCACAGGAUUCAGGUCAGGGUCUUAUCAGCAGCAGGACAAGGAUAGACUGACCAUUGAUUGUAUGAAUAUUGAAGCCAUCCGACAAUCUAUAUUGUCCCUGAAUCCCCAGUGGAAUCGAAUAUUUAAAGGAGAAAAUGUCACUCUGUUGUGUAACAGGGAUAAUUUCUUUGAGGUCAACUCCACCAAGUGGACCCACAAUGGCACAAUUUUACUAGAGACGACUUCAAGUUUGAGUAUCGUGAAUGCCAGCUUCCAUGACAGUGGGGAAUACAAAUGUCAGUACCAAAAUUUUAAGGAAAGUAAACCUGCACAUCUGGAAGUCUUCAGUGACUGGCUGCUCCUUCAGGCCUCUGCUGAGGUGGUGACAGAGGGUAGGCCCCUCCUCCUCAGGUGUCAUGGUUGGAAGGAUCGGAAUGUCUACAAAGUGAUCUACUACAAGAAUGGCAAAGCUCUCAAGUACUGGUAUGAGAACCACAACAUCUCCAUUUCAAGUACCACCAUUAAAGACAGUGGCACCUAUCACUGUGAGGGCAGAGUUCAGCGGCUGAAUUAUAUCUCUGAGCCCCUCAAUAUUACUGUAAUAAAAGCUCCUCUAAGCAAGUACUUCGGGCUACAAUUUUGCACCCCACUGUUGGUGAUGGCUUUGUUUGCAGCAGACACAUGGUUAUUUCUCUCCACCCAGCAGCAGUUCACAUUACUCUUGAAGACCAAGGAGACCAGGAAAGGCAACAAACUUUUGAAGCUAAAUCCUAAGCCAGAUCCCCAAAAGAACUAA